CGAGAUCAUCAUUCCAAAUUCGACUAAAAUUUUUAAAAUACGAAAGACUGGUUUAUUUCUUGUCGUGCGGUCAGCGACGUGAAGUGCUGUAUAUCGAUCAAAUUUUGCCGCCGGUAGUGUUGAAAAACUCAAAAUUCUAGCUGUUGUUAUUCCAUUCUCGAAAGAAGAAGAGAAAACACGCACAUUUUCUACAUAAAACGAAAAAAAAUUUGUACGGAAAGAACACGAAGCAAUCAUCAUAGAAACAGACAUGCCGCGACACCCGAAAAGAGCUCACCAAGACGAGGAGGACGAAGCCAAGGAAGAUCAGGACCAAACAGAGCAGGCGCAAUGUGCUCCAGAAGACAUUGGGGCAUUCACAAACCAAGCUUUCAAAAACGUUGUGGCCGCAACAAGGGCCGCCAACGCCUUUCCCCAAGGAAACGCCCGGUCCCUCUAUUUAAGCUACCCGGGCUACGCACGUGUCAUGGACGACCUGUCCCAACGGGUGGUUGGGCUCAUCGGAAAUGUGCUUCAGACCAAGGAGAUCAAGGGCGACAUCAAGAAACGACAACUGGAUGAGCAAUUUGAAAUGGUGCAGGAGUGCAAUGAUAUUCUGUUCGAGCGCAUCACCACCAACCUGGACGUCAAAAGCGGUCUGCGCAGGAAUCCCCAACAGGUGUUGGAAGCUCAGGUGGACGUAAUGAGCAACUCCACGUCUGCAGAACCAACAGUUGCUUCGCCACAAAAUCUGGAAAUUUCAAAAGCGGGCAGUUGGAACAGGACGACAGGAACGCCGCAACGCAGCAUGGUUUCGGCUCGACUCUUCACGGCCAAAAAUAUUGUUCGCCCACAGACGCAGUUUAAGGAGUCUGUGGACAACAGUGCGCAGAAUCCGUUCACUCCCAGGCUUAAGGAGAAGCCCAACUCACUGAAACCGCUGGCCCUACUGCCCGAAUACGAUGAUGAUGGGAAUGUCCAGUCCUAUCUGCAUCCUUACGAGUUUGAGCUGCUGAAAUUUCAGCCUCCUCCGCAGCAACUAGAAAAGCAGAAGCCAGUGCUUCCAGCUCUCAUGGCAGACACCGAACUGAUGGUGGUGAAUACGGUUGAAAAACUCCAGGAGGCCUUGGAGGAAUUAAGGCAAGCGACCGAGAUCGCCAUCGAUGUGGAGCACCAUUCCUAUCGCACCUUCAUGGGCAUCACUUGCCUGGUCCAGAUGUCGACUCGCUCCAAAGAUUAUAUUUUUGAUACCCUAACUUUGCGAGAUGAUAUGCAUGUACUGAACCUGGUUCUCACCGACCCCAAGAAGUUGAAGAUCCUGCACGGCGCCGAUUUGGACAUUGAGUGGCUACAGCGGGACUUAUCGUUGUAUAUCGUCAACAUGUUCGACACGCAUCGAGCAGCCAAGGCUUUAAAUAUGGCGAGGUUAUCAUUGGCGUUUUUGCUAAAGCACUACCUGGAUUUGGAUGUGGACAAGAGCCUUCAACUGGCCGAUUGGCGGAUGAGGCCAUUACCCCAGCAACUGGUGGACUACGCUCGCCAGGAUACCCACUUUCUGAUAUACGUUUACGAACGGAUGACCAACGAUCUGUUACAGCAGCAAGCUGAACCGGGGCUGCUGGGUAGCGUCUAUCAAAUGAGCACGGAAGUGUGCAAGAAGCGGUAUAACAAGCCUCACAUUGGACCGGAUUCGCACAUGGAUUUGGUGCGGAAAACGAAGCGUUCCUUCGACAACCGACAGUUGCAUGCGCUUCGUGGAAUCUUCGAGUGGCGCGAUGCGACGGCGCGGUCGGAGGACGAGAGCUAUGGCUAUGUGCUACCCAACCACAUGAUGCUUCAAAUCGCCGAGAGUCUACCAAGGGAGAUGCAGGGCAUUCUGGCCUGCUGUAAUCCCAUCCCGCCGCUGGUGCGCCAGCAACUGCACACGCUCCACCAGAUUGUCCUCAAGGCGCGCGAUCAGCCGCUGGUCAAACCAAUUUUAGAGGCCCGCAGCAGUACACAGGCAUCGUUGCCGCCCUCGACCAAGGACUUCAGCAGCAAGCUCUAUUGUCCGCAUGACUUUUCGCAUCAGGAAGAAACCCGCGAUGAUUUGCCCACUCUGUUAAAACGCAGUUCUACCUCAGGGAAACUCGAGCUGCCCAGAGAGGAGGAUGCUCCAACAGAAGAUUUGCCAAUUGUGGCACCAGCAAUGGCAUUGUUCGACAAGCCCGGCAAGCCAACUCAAGAAGAGGAGCUGCGAUGGGCCCAUCUUCGCAAGGAGAGUCAGGCGCUCCGCAUGCCCUAUAAACGUUAUCUUGCGAUCCUGCCGCUAAUGGAGCAGCUGAAGGCGGAUCAGAUCGCCAGGGAGCGCAGUGAGCUACUUAAGAGGCGUCUGUGUCCGGCGGCACCGGCUCCGGAGCAAAAUAUAAAACUGGAAGCACCUACCGUUAAACAAGAGGAUGAUGCCAUGUACUCUGUUCCUUUAAAAGAACACUUGAAACGGAAACACCAAAUGAAUGGCAGAACGGAUGGGGAUCAGCAGGCAACAACCAGUAAGAGACCCCGCAAGGAUGAGAAUACUCAACCUACACUUAAACCAGAACCGCAGGUGAAGGUUGAACCCGCAAAACCAGUUCAGUUGGAUACAGAGCAUAGCGAUGACGAAGUCGUAGCAGUUCCUAUUGAAAGGCAGUCCAAAGAGCAACCGAAACCUUCGUCAGCACAUAGUAAGCGGCAACAGAAGCCCAAGCAGAUUAAGCGCGGUUUUAAGGCCAAAAACAGAGGAAAUCAUCCACAGAGCUCCAGCCAGCAGAUUCCGCAGCCCAAACCUGAAGGGAACUUUGACUACAAAAACGUGGACUUCCAGCAAUUUAGGGGCGGAGCGCAGAGAGCCCGCGGAACAGAAAUCAAACAUCAAAUGCGCGGCAAGAACCGUCCCAACAACCGCAACAAUAAGCAGUUCAACAAGCUUUUUACAUUUAGUAAUGUGAGGAAAGAAGGCAAAAAAUGAAGUGCACUUGUGACGAAAGUCUGUAAUAUAUAUAUAAUAGGUAUAUAUAUACAAGAUGUGGACUUAUUAGAAAAUAAACAAAACCACCAAAAGUGAAUAAGACAAGUGUUUAUUUUCUAUUGUGUAUACACUCUUCUGUUAUGUUACAAAACUAUACUUUCAAAUUUUGCAAUUUUCUAAAAUAUUUCCUAUUAAAUAACAACGUAACUAUGCAUAAAACUAGACUAUCAGAUAUGUUAUCAAUGUUCGGUUUUCAGAGCUAUCUAUCAGCGGAAAACUAAUGAAAAACCAUUAAAUAGAAUUUCAUACCAAUGGG
Messenger RNA from Drosophila rhopaloa, 3284 nucleotides. It is a transcript of the gene Rrp6, whose product is annotated as exosome component 10. The transcript has 5 exons. Gene Ontology annotation, biological process: histone mRNA catabolic process; nuclear polyadenylation-dependent CUT catabolic process; poly(A)-dependent snoRNA 3'-end processing. The coding region runs from base 251 to 2968 and encodes 905 amino acids. Gene Ontology annotation, cellular component: nuclear exosome (RNase complex); nucleolus. Lineage: Eukaryota; Metazoa; Arthropoda; Insecta; Diptera; Drosophilidae. Gene Ontology annotation, molecular function: nucleic acid binding; nucleotide binding; 3'-5'-RNA exonuclease activity. The record is from RefSeq and is a predicted model, not a curated record.